CUUUUCUGACAGCUGGGACUUUUCCUGUUGGACCGAUAAUUUUAGUAAAUAACUGUUAAAUCAGGUAAAAUUAUGACAAUGGGAUGUGCGUAUUUAUGUCUGGCAGACAGGUCCCCACCAAUUCUCCAAUUUAUGGCAGAUUUAUGUUGAUAUCAAACUCCUGCAUGGAUGGCUUUAAAGAAGGAGGUGCUGUCAUUAUAUAGACGUAUUCUUCGCCUGUCAAGGACGUGGGAGGCAACCAACCCUACAGCUACCACUGCAGAGAGAGAUUACAUAGCCUCAGAGGCCAGAGUUCUUUUCAGGCAGAAUAAACAGAUUGACAGUGAUGAGGAAAUCCAACAGCACAUUAGAGAAGCUGAAGCUAGAAUUGAAAUAGCCAAGCAUUACCAAAAUCCAUACCCACGACUGACAAACAUUCCUCAGCAAGUUUUACCUUUAACUGGACAUAAAGUGAAGAAAGGACAACAAAGAGCACUGAAACAGUCCACCCCCGUUUAUCUGAAAUCACUUUAUGACACUAGGAGAAAAUAACCAUCAUUUCUACUCUGA
Messenger RNA from Liolophura sinensis, 549 nucleotides. RefSeq names its product LYR motif containing protein 1-like. Gene Ontology annotation, cellular component: mitochondrion. Bases 169 to 531 code for a protein of 120 amino acids. NCBI's taxonomy places the organism in Eukaryota, Metazoa, Mollusca, Polyplacophora, Chitonida, Chitonidae. The record is from RefSeq and is a predicted model, not a curated record. The transcript has 5 exons.